This is a messenger RNA of Zonotrichia leucophrys gambelii, 1808 nucleotides long. RefSeq names its product doublesex and mab-3 related transcription factor 1 (gene DMRT1). Gene Ontology annotation, cellular component: nucleus. The transcript is spliced from 5 exons. Gene Ontology annotation, biological process: germ cell development; regulation of transcription by RNA polymerase II; sex differentiation. Bases 97 to 1155 code for a protein of 352 amino acids. The record is from RefSeq and is a predicted model, not a curated record. Lineage: Eukaryota; Metazoa; Chordata; Aves; Passeriformes; Passerellidae. Gene Ontology annotation, molecular function: DNA-binding transcription factor activity, RNA polymerase II-specific; RNA polymerase II cis-regulatory region sequence-specific DNA binding.
CCUGCCUGGUGCUGCCCGCCAAAACGCGCGGGGUGGCGGGACGGGACGGGGCAGAAGCGCGCAGACUGCUCUCCCAGCUGCCCCCCGCCUGCCGCGAUGCCCAGUGACACCCCGGCCUUCAGCAAGCCCCCGGACGUCGCGGGCCCGGGGGACAAGGCGAAUAGCUUCGGGAAGGCGGCGGCCCCCAUGGCGGCCGCCCCGGCGGACAGGGGAGCCGCUGCAGCGGGGAAGAAGCGGCCGCGACUGCCCAAGUGUGCCCGCUGCCGCAACCACGGCUACUCCUCGCCGCUGAAGGGGCACAAACGCUUCUGCAUGUGGCGGGACUGCCAGUGCAACAAGUGCAGCCUAAUCGCCGAGCGGCAGCGCGUCAUGGCAGCGCAGGUUGCCCUAAGAAGACAGCAAGCUCAGGAAGAGGAGCUGGGAAUCAGCCACCCGGUGCCCCUGCCCAGUGUCCCUGAGACGUUUGUUAAGAAGAACAGUGGUGGCAAUUCUUGCCUCUCGCUGGAAAGCAGCAGCCCAAUGCACUCGACAAGUACAGCCAUGACAGCAGCUAGUACACCACCAGAGGGACGGAUGCUCAUUCAGGACAUCCCUUCCAUCCCCAGCAGAGGGCACUUGGAGAGCACAUCUGAGUUGGUUGUGGACUCCGCCUACUACAGCAGUUUUUACCAGCCAUCUCUGUAUCCUUGUUAUAACAACCUGUACAACUACUCCCAGUACCAGAUGGCAGUGGCCAGUGAGCCUUCCUCCAGUGAGACAGGGGGCACAAUUGUAGGGUCGGCCAUGAAGAACAGCCUUCGAAGUCUCCCAGCAACAUACAUGCCGAGCCAGUCAGGAAAACAGUGGCAGGUGAAGGGCAUGGAGAGACACCACACCGUCAGCUCCCAGUACCGCAUGUGUUCCUACUACCCACCUGCUUCCUACCUGGGACAGGGGGUUGGCGCUCCCAUGUGCCUCCCCCAAAUCCUGACCUCUGAGGACAUCCCCUCCUCCUCAGAGUCAAAAGCCAGAGUGUUUUCGCCGCCCAACAGCCAGGACUCCGGCCUGGGGUGCCUGUCGAGCAGCAGCGAGAGCACCAAGGGGGACCUGGAGUGCGAGCCCCCCGCGCAGCCCGGCAACUUCGCGAUGAGCCCGGUGCAGGAGGGCGGCGAGUAGCGGCGGCGCGGCGGCCCUCGCCCGGGCAGGGCGGUACAGCAGCAGCGUUCUCGGUUUGCUUGUUCUCUUUGGGGGUUGCGGGGACGGGCGGGGGGUGUUCGGUUUCUUCUUCCCAGGUGCGGGGUGGGACGCCAGCUUCCCCAGGGGCCGCCGGGGCCGGCUGGCGCAUCGUGCUGCCGCGGAGCCAGCGCAUCGUGCUGCCCGAGCCAGGGGCGGAGAGAGCGCCGCCGAAAUGCGGGCAGGGGCUCCGGGCAGCGGGAGCCGAGAUAACCGGGAGCCCUGUGCCGGCCCCUCCCCGUGCAGGGGCCCAUAACUCAUCUGCGGGAAACAUCAUCCUGUUUAUGUCUUCCUGACGGUUCCUUACAGGCUAACGCUGCUGCUUGGUCUGGGAGUUUUCUUCUCAUGUCGCCAAAUUAACAUACUUUGCAUAUUACAGUUGAGUGCCUUGCCUUAGAUUGCAGUCUAAACUGCAAGUAAGUAAGUCCCUUAAGAGUUGCCAUGAGUUUUGGCGUUUGUUAUUUUGUUAAAAAUGGGCUAUGGUGUUCUUUCCUCGUGUUACCAAAGCCAAUCUGAAAUUAUACUAGUCUAGAAAAAUUCAUUGUUCUCUGUAGUUGCAGCUGUACCUGAAAUAAAAAUGUUAUUGAUGACUGAAU